This is a messenger RNA of Rotaria socialis, 297 nucleotides long. The record is from the annotation of a GenBank genome assembly. NCBI's taxonomy places the organism in Eukaryota, Metazoa, Rotifera, Eurotatoria, Philodinida, Philodinidae.
AUGCCAAAUUUAAGCAUAGACAAAAAAGAAAAAGAUGUAUUACCUUUAUCCAAUCACGAAAAUCUUAUGGGUUUGAUAAAUCCUUUAAAAACAAUUGAUCUAGUCACGAACAACCAAUUUUCUGGUAGUCAACUUAUUUCUUGUAAAUCUAUGAGCAAUUUAUCCACUUCGAAGCAGAACGAUGAUCUCCAGAAUGAAAUCGACAGUCACAUUAUCGGAUUUCAAAAAUAUCAAUGGGCUAAAUAUGGCCGCACUAUGCCAACAAAUUGGAUUGAUCCAUUCGAAACAUAUGAUUAA